Messenger RNA from Exophiala oligosperma, 4198 nucleotides. RefSeq lists its product as uncharacterized. The transcript has a single exon. The record is from RefSeq and is a predicted model, not a curated record. Lineage: Eukaryota; Fungi; Ascomycota; Eurotiomycetes; Chaetothyriales; Herpotrichiellaceae. Gene Ontology annotation, molecular function: phosphopantetheine binding. Bases 144 to 3986 code for a protein of 1280 amino acids.
ACGUCAUUUACCCCGGGUUCGUCUCUUAUAUCUUAAUCACCUAGAAAAUCCCCAUGAGUUGUGCAGAGAAACAGCUUCGAUAACACAAGGGACAGCGCACUGGACGACCUGAGGCCUUUUGAGGUCCUAUCGACCAAUCAGCCAUGUCCGUCAUAGACAUACACAAGGACUUGUCGGCUCUCUUCACCCAACAGGUCCAAGCCACGCCAGACAAUGUUGCCUUGGAGGACGACAAGCACACGUACAGCUACACUCAGCUAGCAGAAAAGGUCACCGCGCUCGCUGAUCGCUUUCGCAAGCAUGGCGUCGGUCGGGAUAAACUGGUCGGAGUACUCUUGCCUCGAAGUGCCGAUUAUGUAAUUGCCUGUCUCGCUGCUCUGCAAGCUGGAGGUGCUUUCCUUGUGCUUGAACUUGCAUAUCCCCCCGACUUGCUGGCUGAUGUUAUUGAUGACGCCAAACCAGCCGUGGUUGUCACUUAUCGAGCGGAGGUGGGCAAGAUCAAGGGUCAGACGCCAAUUAUAUCCCUCGACGACGAAGCAGAGUCGGAAGUCAAUGGUGAAGUUACCAGCGACUCGGGCCCCCUUCCCGCAGAUGACGAUUUGGACCGAUUGUCUUUCGUGGCAUACUCCUCGGGAACCACUGGAAAACCAAAAGGAAUUGCCAACCCACACAGAGCUCCAGUGCUAUCCUACAAUCUCAGAUUCGGUGUCAGCGACCAGCAACCUGGGGAUCGAGUUGCCUGUAACGUCUUUUUCGUCUGGGAGAUCAUUCGUCCACUGCUCAGAGGUGCCACCGUCGUUGCCGUUCCCGACGAUGCAAGCUACGAUCCGGUGGCUCUUGUUGACCUCCUCUCGGCAAAGCAUAUCACGGAAACUUUGAUGACUCCGACGCUUCUGGCUGCUGUCCUCUCUCGACAUCCGGAGAUCGGGAAACGACUUCCAGAGCUCAAGACCCUUUGGCUCAAUGGAGAAGUCGUGACCACCGACCUAGCUCGCCGAGCACUGAAGGCGCUUCCGAAUACACGAUUACUCAAUUGCUACAGUGCUUGUGAGACACACGAAGUGGCAUGUGGUGAUAUCGAGGAGAUUCUCGACGAGGAAUCUACCUACUGUCCUGUGGGUCCUCCUCUCGAUCCCAAACACACUUACAUCCUUGAUGAGGGUGGUCAGAAGGUGGAACCUGGCACAAGUGGUGAAUUGUUCGUUGGCGGUCGAUUGCUUGCCCGUGGCUAUCUGAACCGACCUGAAACAACAGCAAAGGCCUUCACCCCAGACCCUUUUGACUCGACUCCCGGCGCACGUAUGUACAGGACAGGGGAUCUGGCUCGGAUAUUACCGAAUGGUUUGCUGGAGAUCACCGGCCGGGUCGGUGCUAUGAUCAAACUGCGAGGUUACUCUGUUGUUCCAGCCAAGGUCGAGUCUGCCAUUAUUUCGCAUCUUGCAGUCAGUCACUGUGCGGUAAUUGCCCAUGGCGAGGGUCUCGAUAGACAAUUGGUUGCUUAUGUCGUUCGCGAUGAGGAGCAAUCAGAAGAGCGUCCCGUUGUGGAGAUCAAUGAUGCAGGCCGCAGCCCACAGGCACGCAAGAUAUUGUCGCCCUAUCUUGCUCACUACAUGGUUCCAGCAUUGUGGGUCGAAAUGAAUGAGCUCCCAACGCACGAGGUUUCUGGAAAGGCUGACCCCAAGCGGUUGCCUCCCCCACCAAGCGAAAACGCUGGACAGGUCAAUGGUCAUCAGAAGAUCGAGCAGCAAGAUCCAAUCUCGAUUGAGUCGAUUGCUGAAGUUUGGGCAGCGACCUUGAAAACUUCGCCGAGCAACAUUUCGCCAGAACACAACUUCUUCGAUCUCGGUGGACAUUCGUUGUCGCUUGCAGACCUGGCUUCAAGACUUUCCCGAAAUUUCGGCUUUCGGAUUCCCCUUCAGCGACUUGUCGACCCUCCCACGCUAAAUGGUCACCUUGAGACUGUCCGAGCAGUAAGAGAUGGCCAGGUUGCUGCGGUGCAAGCAGAUCUGCCCUCUGUUCUGCGCGCCGAUUCUGUACUCGACAAGGAUAUCGUACCACCAAAGUCCACCAUCUGCGCCCUUAGCAAGGCGAAUACGGUUCUCUUGACUGGAGCCACCGGUUUCUUGGGCGCGUUUCUCCUCAACGAUCUCUUGGAAAGUACGUCUGCCCAGAUUGUAUGCCUUGUCCGUUUCAGUGAUCCUUCACAAGAAGACAAACCAGGUGGUAUCGCCAGAAUCAGGAGGAACAUGCUCGAUUUGGGUCUGUGGACUGACUCGAUCAUGGAACGGGUCGAGAUCCUCCCUGGCAAUCUUUCUCGAAAACGACUCGGCCUUUCACACGAAGCCUUCGACGAGCUAGCUUCGCGCAUCCAAGUGAUUGUCCACGCAGCUGCGACGGUCAAUCUUGUCUAUCCUUAUGCAGCUCUUCGAAAUGCCAACGUUGGUGGCACAAGAGAAAUCCUGCGGCUGGCUUGUCGCGGUGGAGCUACGGUUCAAUACAUCUCCACGAACGGGGUGCUUCCACCAUCGCAAACCGGCUGGCCAGAAGGUACUAUGCUCUAUGUCGAUGAAGUUCCCGAGAAAAUCCCCGACGGAUACGGUCAGACCAAAUGGGCUGCUGAGCAACUCGUUCUCGAAGCCGGCCGGCGUGGUUUGCCCGUCAAGAUUCAUCGCGCAGGCACAAUCAGUGGUCACAGUUUGACAGGUGCCGCCAAUGCAUGGGAUCUUUUGUCGGCGAUGUUUGUGGAAUCCAUCCAUCUCGGCUAUGCUCCCGACGUUCAAGGUUGGCGCGCCGAGAUGACGCCCGUGGAUUUUGUCAGCAAAGCCAUUAUUCAUUUGUCCAAUCAGACACACGCCAAACAACUCGUUUUCCACCUUGGUGAUCCAGACCCGGUGGACACUCGAGUCGUGUUCAGCGACUUGACAGAGCUGGGCUACCCUACCAAGCCGUUGAGCUUUGAUCAAUGGGUAGCCUUGUGGUACGAGAAGAGAGGAUCUGCCAAAGGAGGCGAUGGUGCUUUCACUGUCGACAUUCUCCGCAGCGGCAUGCCGAGUGUUGAUUUUCUUCAAGGCAUCGUCGUGUUGAAUAAUGCCGCCACUCGGCCCUUCCGGUCUGUAGUGGAACGACCCAAGGUUGAUAGUAUCCUCCUCGAAACCUACACCCGCCACUGGUUCGCUCGAGGCUGGCUUCCUCGCCCUCCCUCAAGCCAACGAUCACUCGGUGGAACUGCACGACCCAUCCGCAGAGGCCCACUGGCCGGUCGCGUGGCAGUCGUCACAGGUGCAUCUUCAGGUAUUGGCGCCGCCGUUGCGGUUGCGCUGGCCCGAGAAGGAUGUCACGUAGCUCUUGCCGCUCGUCGUAUCGACGCUCUCGAGGCCAUCAAGCGUCGAAUGGUGGUCAGAGAAGGAAAGGUGAUUGUCCGCCAGACUGAUGUGACGGACCGUAAGCAAGUCGAGUCCCUCAUCAACGCGGCCCACGGCGAACUUGGUCCCGUCGACAUUCUCGUCUCGUGUGCCGGGGUCAUGUAUUUCACCAUGAUGGCCAAUGCGCAGGUCGAUGAAUGGGAUCGAACCGUCGAUGUGAAUUGCAAAGGCCUUUUGAACUGUCUUUCGUCCACCGUGCCGGGUAUGCUGUCUCGUGGAAGCGGACACAUCGUCGCCAUCUCCUCUGACGCCGGACGUAAAGUCUUCCCUGGUCUAGGCGUCUACUCGGCCAGCAAAUUCUUCGUCGAAGCCACGUUACAGAGUCUUCGUCUCGAGACGGCCGGCAAGGGACUUCGUGUGUCGAGCGUUCAACCGGGAAAUGUCGCCACAGACCUCCUUGGCAUGUCGACCGACACUGAAGCUAUCAAGAAAUAUGGAGAACCGACCGGAGCGCAGAUCUUGGAUCCUGAGGAUGUCGCCAAUUCAAUUGUCUAUGCACUGAAACAGCCGUCGCAUGUCUCCGUGAAUGAGGUCCUGAUUGAACCCAGAGAUGAACCGAUAUGAUUUGGAUUGUAACUCGCAUACUGAUGGGACAUGCGAUGAAUUGGAAGAAAGCACCGGGCCAGACGGAGCUUCAAAAUGAAACAAUAUAGACUUUUCCAAAAAAGGGUACAGGUACAAAUCUGAUGCGAUAGAAGAUCUCGAGGGUGGUUGAGUCAUUUUAGAUUGUAAGUAGUAAGGAAUCUAUUCAGUCACUCAUUGAUACCACAAAGUAC